AUGAAGUUCUUCCAGCAAAUCGUCCUGGGUCUGGUGCUCGUCCUGGCCAUCAUGGGUUCGCUGGCCAGCGCCAAGCCCCAGGAGGCCGGGGAACCGGAGGAGUCGCUGGUCGAGGACUCGGAGUCGGGAGGCUCCGUGCCCGAGGACGCCCAGCAGGACUACCUCAACGUGGCGGACUUCACCACUGCCGCUCCUACAUGGUGGUGGAACUAG
This is a messenger RNA of Drosophila biarmipes, 213 nucleotides long. RefSeq lists its product as uncharacterized. The transcript has a single exon. The coding region runs from base 1 to 213 and encodes 70 amino acids. The record is from RefSeq and is a predicted model, not a curated record. NCBI's taxonomy places the organism in Eukaryota, Metazoa, Arthropoda, Insecta, Diptera, Drosophilidae.